This is a messenger RNA of Entrophospora sp. SA101, 435 nucleotides long. The record is from the annotation of a GenBank genome assembly. Lineage: Eukaryota; Fungi; Glomeromycota; Glomeromycetes; Entrophosporales; Entrophosporaceae.
AUGGCAUUAGAAGAAAAUAAUAAUAAUACUACAGGAAAUUUCAAGCAAGAAUUAGAAGAUUUAUUGAAUAAUGAAGUGGUUUUUGAUUCAUUUUUGGAAACUGUUGAACAAAUACAAGAAGAUUUAAAUCAACUUUAUAAAAAAGUUCAAGAUGAAGAAAAUGAACUUAAAGAACUUUAUGAUGCUUAUAAAGAAAAAAUAAAGACACAACAAGAAGUUUUGCAGUUGGAGGUACAACAAUCAGAUGAAUUAUCAGAACAAAUAGCAAAUUCGUUUUUAGACGGAGAGAUAGAAUAUGAUCAUUUUGUUAAGCAUUUUAGAGAAGUAAGAAAAGUGUAUCAUCUUAGAAAUGCCAAGGUUGAAAGAAUUGCUUUGAAUCCUAGUAAUGAGGCUGAUAACCCACUACAAAUGGUUAUAGCUUGUCCAUUAAUAUAA